CUCUUCCUCCCAAAUUGCUCUUCCUAAGAGUUUCUUCAUCAAAAGAAAAUGGGGUUGUCUUUCGGCAAGCUCUUCAGUCGACUGUUUGCCAAGAAGGAGAUGCGAAUUCUUAUGGUAGGUCUUGAUGCUGCUGGUAAGACCACUAUAUUAUACAAACUCAAGCUGGGAGAAAUAGUAACAACCAUUCCUACAAUUGGAUUUAAUGUGGAGACAGUGGAAUACAAGAACAUAAGCUUCACCGUCUGGGAUGUUGGUGGUCAAGACAAGAUUCGACCACUGUGGAGGCAUUACUUUCAGAACACUCAAGGGUUGAUCUUUGUGGUUGAUAGUAAUGAUCGAGAUCGUGUUGUUGAAGCUAGAGAUGAGCUGCAUAGGAUGUUAAAUGAGGAUGAACUGAGGGAUGCUGUGCUUCUUGUUUUUGCCAACAAACAAGAUCUUCCAAAUGCUAUGAAUGCUGCUGAGAUAACUGACAAGCUUGGACUUCACUCUCUGCGUCAACGUCAUUGGUAUAUCCAGAGCACAUGUGCCACCUCUGGGGAAGGGCUGUAUGAGGGGCUCGAUUGGCUCUCCAACAACAUUGCUAACAAGGCUUAAGAAGAAACGUUGCAUGUACUUUCGUCUCUCAAUCCUUGAACUGAAGAUUGUCUUUUACAUUUUGUCUGUUGUUCAAAGUUAUCAUUUACUUGCUUCUUUUGUGGUAGAUAGUCGCCUUCAUUUUGUACAUUUGAGUUUUUACUCAGUAAUUGUGCAUUAUUAUACUAUGUCAGCAGCAGUGAAGCUGCUUAUUUUUUGGAAUUGUAAUGCUCCCUACCCUUCUUAGGGUAGAUCAAGUUCAUGGUUAGUUUAACUAUAAUACAAGAGCUUGAAACCCAAAACAUAUCUUGAAUAA
Sesamum indicum (sesame) is the source of this 889-nucleotide messenger RNA. Its product is annotated as ADP-ribosylation factor 1. NCBI's taxonomy places the organism in Eukaryota, Viridiplantae, Streptophyta, Magnoliopsida, Lamiales, Pedaliaceae. The record is from RefSeq and is a predicted model, not a curated record. Gene Ontology annotation, molecular function: GTP binding; GTPase activity.